AGAGACCGCGCGAGCCGAUACAGCACGGCACAUUACAAUCGCGCGCGGUACCACCGAUAAAUUAUCGAUUCGCGAUCGGCGGCGGCGGCCGAGUGUCGCGACUCUAAUCUAAGCCCCGGUGAAAAUCCAGUUAUGCGUUGAUAAAAGAAGAAAACAAAAGCACGCAAUGCCCCGCGAGGUGAUUUUCCAAGAAGCGUACCGUUGCGUCGAUCGAAAAUCGUCGGGUGUACGGUAUAUGUUGCGCGCAUAUCAAUAAUGCAACGCGAGUAAUGGCCUUUUAGAACACAAUUACUCGGAUCUUACGCGAAGGCGUCGAAGCGAGUCGCCGAUCGCGGCUUUGCAGGUUUUCAGCGCGCGUUAUACGUAUACUUUAAUAAAUUUCAAAUUCAAAUCCGACGGAAACAAGCUUCCGCUCGCCGGUGUGGAAACACGCGGAGAUUCGAAAAGGACGGGCCCCCGGGGAGAAAAAGGCCGGGAUGCGGUGACGCACGCGGUCCUUCGGGCGGGCGUGAAAGGAAGCAGAUACGAGCGCGCUGCAAAUGACGUCGCUUUCCAAAUCGCUUCCGUUCUGCGGCAGCCGGGGGAUGCGCUACAUUUUAAUAGAAAUCUUUGACUCUUGCGUCAGCGGCGACACUUGAAGAUAUUGCGUCGUGACUCGCCGCGGGAGGGAAGUGUUGUGCUCGAAGUCACCAUUCGUUAGAACAUGAUCCUUGAAAGGCGCCUGCCAUUGCUCGUUCUCGCUCUCCGCCUCCUGUGCGCGCUCUGCGACGAUGGCGCGUCCACGUCGGAAGGGACGACGCUCGCCGCGCCGGCGGACCCGGUCUACGAGGGAAUCUUCCGACCUGCGGGGAAUAGCCUCGAGAAUUUCGACGAACCCGCCGUGGAACCCCUGACGACUGUUUCACAGCCGGCCACCGGUGACGACAAAUCCUCAUCGUCCACGACCGUCGAUCGUACUACGAGGUCUACUACUGCGCCCAACCAAGUGACUGCCAUCGAUAGUACGAUUGGUACGACGGUCUGCGACCCGACGUGGCCGAUAAACGCAAGCGCGGAUGCGAGGGAAGUAGUCAACUUGACGGCCGAGAUAGGCACAGAAUGGAUCGCUCUCUCGUGGGAAUCCCCGUGCAACGUGACGGACGUCCCGGUGAUAUACUCGGUCGAGAGAUGCGACGAUCGAAAUUGCACGCAGACAAACGAGACCGGUACCCGGCACAACGCCACCCAUCUCGAGCCGUGCGCGGGGUACGAGUUUAAGGUGAAAAUCCUUUUCGAGUCCUGGGAGUCUGCCGGAGCUGAUCUGUCAGCCACAACGGAUCACGCCAUUUCGGAAAUCGGGGACGUGGACUCCCUGAGCGCGCGCACCGUCAGCGUCAGCGCUGUCCAAUUGACCUGGCAGGCGCCCGCGACGCACGCGAAAUGCGUAUCCAGCUAUUCCAUUGCCCGGUGCAACGACAAGUCCUGCGACGAGACCACAGUUUCCGCCGCAGUCACGAACUACACCGCCAACAAUCUCGAGCCGUGCACCGAGUAUCACUUCACCGUCAAAACCGUGACGCCGUCCGUGGAGUCUGCCGGCGUAAACGAGACUGCGACGACGGCCUCGCCGAAAUUGUCGGCGCCGCAGUCCUUCCACGUAGAACCUGGCAAUUUUUCGCUGAUCGUGAAAUGGGAGCCGCCGGAGUCUGGCACAGCCUGCCUGAAGCAUUAUCGCGUAACUACGGAUUUCAAGUUCAGCGACAAUACUACGAACACGAGUAUGGUUAUUUCGGAUUUGCAUGCUUGCAAGAUGUAUCAGGUGUACAUCAACGCCGUGAACAAAGACGACGUAGAGGGAGAAAAGAUAGAUAAGAGCGCUACCACGCUUCGACACAUAACGAAUCCACCAAUCUCACAUGCUACUACGGGAGUAAUGCCGAGCGUCAGGAGUCUGUUUAUCAUCUGGACCAUCCAGAAAGAAAACAAUCAUUGCCCGCUGUCGUCCAUAAUAACUAUGUGCAAUUACACAGAAAGGCAGGGGAAAGGCUACGAGCCUGAUAAUCGCGUGAUCUCGAUGAAAAUAGAUCGCGAUACCGCUGCAGAUCCUACCGUAGACCUAAAUGUAACCGUAGACGGACUGACCCCUUUCACGAGUUACACUUGCUGGGCGCAUACCGUUAAUAGCGCAGGAUACAGUGACUUGAGCGACGGUGUCAAUGCCACAACGCUGCAGGACGUACCGUCUCCACCCAAGUUUUCAAUCGGAAACAUCACGGACUCACAAUUCUCUGUGUCUUGGGAAGAACCGGAUUAUUUGCCUGGUCAUUUAGAGGAAUUCGAAAUCAUAGUCGACUGGGUACUAUUGUAUCCGAUUCCAAAUUGGUGCCCUCGCGAAGAACAAGAUAACGAUCAUUCUAAAAAGUUCAAUACAAGCGGGAGCGUGUUUGAGUACGAUUAUCUCGAAGCAAAGGCAUUCACGAGCUACCAAGUGUGCAUGAGAGCGAGAACAGGGGCAGGAUGGGGCAACAGCAGCGAACCCAAAACAAUUUUCAGUAAUAGCGGAGUUCCAGGGGCAGUCUCGAAAUUCAAUUCCUCGUCCAUCAUAAUCAAAGAGAGUUCAAGUAAUGCGAACGUGUUAGAUACGAUUCUGACAUGGGGCUUUCCGUGUUCAUUAAACGGUAACCUCGACUUCUUUAACAUAUCGGGGCUUGGUACCAGAGACGAAUAUCUGCCCGAUUUUAUCUUCAGGAAGUCCCAAUGCGAUUACGUUAGCAACAAUUACAUGUGCUCGAUAAAUCUCGGCGAAUUGAAAGGAGAGUACAAUUAUAACUUUACGAUAUCCGCCAAAGUUAUGGAUGUCGAUACGCUCGGGCAGCCAGUUAGUGAAAACGUGCUAUAUCCUGCCGGCAUACCGCCGCAGCCUAAGGACGAAGACGUUAAAUCGAUCACCCUGGAUCCGUACAAGGUGCGCAGAUCUACAACAUCCGCUGCCGUUCUGCUGCCCAUAUUCCCUAAUACCAGCGGCGACAUCAAGUUCUACGCGAUCAUGGUGGCGAAGAUGGGACACAAUAGUGUACGGUCGCACACGAGGUUCGAUUUGGCCAGCAAGGACUGGCCCAACGCGUCCUCCUGGGAGGAAGCGAUGAUAGACGAUUUCACAAUCACGUAUCAAGCGACGUGGAAGCACUGGAAUCCUUAUCCGAACUACAUCGUUGAUUACGGGCACGUGAAAGCCGUCAAGUAUACGAUCGGCGAUGACAAUGACUGCAAGGAGAUUUCGUCCAAGAUGGACCGGGUGUACUGCAACGGGCCUCUUAAACCGGACACGUGGUACCACGUCAGAAUGAGGGCGUUUACAGACGGCGGCUACGCCGAUUCCGAGACAUUUAUGAUAAAAACGAACGCAGAACUGAAUGUCGCUCUCAUUGUCGGAGCUGUCGUCAGCAUUCUUUUCGUGGGGAUCGUCGUGACGAUGAUGCUGCUCGUGCGAAGAUGCUCGCCGUACAUAGUGUUUCGCCGAUUUCUUCACUCUGACAUGCCCGGCUCGCCCGUGCCCGCGCCGUUCACCAGGAAGAAGUUCAUCAGCCACUGUCAGCAGUUGGUGGACAAUCCUGGGAAACUGAGCAAUGAAUUUCGGCUGCUCCAGACACUCAGCGUCGACCUGCAGAUGCCCACGAAUACAGCCUGCCUGCAAGCCAACCGGAAGAAAAAUCGUUACUCCGAUAUUUUGCCCUAUGAUUUCUCAAGAGUGAAGCUCGAAGUGAUAGAUAACGACCCGAACACGGAUUAUAUCAACGCAUCGCUCAUAAAGGGAUACACGGGAGAAGAUGAAUACAUAGCCUGUCAAGGUCCGAAGGAGGAAACCACUUACGAUUUCUGGAGAAUGGUCAAUCAGUAUAACAUUAAUAUCAUAGUCAUGCUGACGCAGCUGGUUGAGAAGGGCAAAGAGAAAUGCCAUCAAUAUUAUCCGAAAAUAAGCGAGUCUUUCCGAUAUGAGAACAUGACGAUACGAUGUACGAGUGAAUUAGAUUUCAAGACGCACACCCAAAGAACGCUCGUAUUACAAAAGGAAAAUAAAAAAAGGACCAUUACUCAUCUGCACUUUAAAGACUGGCCCGAUCACGAUGUUCCAGAGGAUUUCGAUGCGAUGAUCAAUUUUUGCCAAAUAAUGCGCCGCAAUAUCACCGCUAAUAAAGGUUUUAUCGUCGUUCAUUGCAGUGCAGGAAUUGGCCGAACGGGAACAUUAAUAGCGAUAGAUAUUCUUCUGCAACAAAUUAGAGAUAAUAGGAAAUUAGAUGUAUUCGGAACUGUAUAUAGAUUGCGACAUCAUAGAAUAAAUAUGGUACAAAGAGAAAGCCAAUACGCUUAUAUAUAUAAUUGUAUAAAGCAAGUACUCAAGAAUCCUUAUUUCUUAAAAACUUACAAACCACCACCAGUUGAGCCAGUAUAUGAGAACACCUCUAUGAAAGCCAAAGAUACAACGAAUUCAGACACGAAUCUAGUCAACAAUAUUGAAAUAUUAAAGAAACACAACUCUGUAUCCAUGGAGUCUCUGGAAUCAAUCUCUUCCAAUUUCUCUCCUCGAUCAACUUCAAAAAGCAUAAUAAAUAGCGAUUUGAGGCAGUGCAAAUCAAUGGGUGCCAUAAAUGUAAAAACUCAUCACUUUGCUAUAGGAAAAUCCCGAACUCUGGAUUGUAUCUUUAAAUCACUGAGAGACUCGUCAUGCGAGCUAAAUAGAGAAACCUUAACGCAGGAGAGCCUUCCUUUAUUAACAUGUUUAAGAUCAGUUGAUAUACUUGGCGACAGCGCGCAACACGCUACAAACGAUAUAUGAGAGACGACUGAAUCAUAACUAUUAAUGUAUUAAGUUGACCAUCAAAUGGACAAAUAUUAGGUUCAAGUAUAAACUGUAAUUACAUGUAAAUAUAAUUCAAUGAAGAAUUGAUGUAUAUAUUUCAUUCACGUACUAUUUCUCAUAAAUAAUCACAAGCAUACAUGCCAUGUCAGAGUAUCGGGAUUGGGAAGCAACUCGCUACUUGUAACUGUAACCAGAUACUCUUAUAGAGUAACUUUCCAACCCUGUAGAAUAUAUUAUGUGAUACUACAUAUGCUUAUCAGCAUUAUUAUCUAACACACGCCUUAAAUAACCUCUAGUCCAACUAGAAAACAUUUUAUAUACCAGAGACGGAUAUUGUAACUAGAGCAUACGUUUAGAUACCGAUAAGACCAUUUUAUAAAAUUCUUCAAAAUAUAUGUAGUCUUGACAGAA
Vollenhovia emeryi is the source of this 5248-nucleotide messenger RNA. RefSeq names its product tyrosine-protein phosphatase 10D (gene Ptp52F). Gene Ontology annotation, molecular function: protein binding; protein tyrosine phosphatase activity. The coding region runs from base 704 to 4813 and encodes 1369 amino acids. The transcript is spliced from 23 exons. Gene Ontology annotation, biological process: protein dephosphorylation. The record is from RefSeq and is a predicted model, not a curated record. Lineage: Eukaryota; Metazoa; Arthropoda; Insecta; Hymenoptera; Formicidae.